This is a messenger RNA of Fusarium odoratissimum NRRL 54006, 892 nucleotides long. RefSeq names its product murein transglycosylase. NCBI's taxonomy places the organism in Eukaryota, Fungi, Ascomycota, Sordariomycetes, Hypocreales, Nectriaceae. The coding region runs from base 68 to 784 and encodes 238 amino acids. The record is from RefSeq and is a predicted model, not a curated record. Gene Ontology annotation, molecular function: cellulase activity. The transcript is spliced from 4 exons. Gene Ontology annotation, biological process: polysaccharide catabolic process.
UCCAAAUCAAUAGUAACUCAUUGUCUAUCUUCUCAGAACAAGCACUCUAUCUCAUACCAAACUCACAAUGAAGGGCUCUCUUGUCUUCCUCGCCGGGCUUUUCGCCCCAUUCGCCCUUGCUCAGUCUCUCUGCGACCAAUACUCCUACUACGCUAACGGCGGCUACGAGUUCAACAACAACCGCUGGGGUCAGAGUUCUGGCUCUGGCUCUCAGUGCACUUACAUCGACUGGUCCAACAGCAACGGCGCCGGAUGGCACGUUGACUGGUCCUGGUCCGGCGGCCAGGACAACGUCAAGGCGUACCCCAACUCUGCUCUCCAGAUUGGCACCAAGCGCAUCGUCAGCUCCAUCAGCAACAUGCAGUCUGCUGCUGCUUGGUCCUACAGCGGUACCAACGUUCGUGCCAACGUUGCCUACGAUCUCUUCACGGCUGCCGACCCCAACCAUGUUACCUACAGUGGUGACUAUGAGCUUAUGAUCUGGCUCGCCCGAUAUGGCAACGUCCAGCCUAUUGGAUCUAAGCAGACCACUGUCAACAUUGAGGGACGCAGCUGGGAGCUCUGGGUGGGCAUGAACGGAAGCAUGAAGGUCUUCAGCUUCGUCGCCUCCAGCCCUGUCAACAGCUUCAACUCUGAUGUCAAGCAAUUCUUUAACUACCUCGCCAACAGCCAGGGAUACCCCGCCAGCAAGCAGUAUCUCCUCACCUUCCAAUUCGGUACCGAGCCUUUCACUGGAAGCAAUGCUAAGCUCACUGUCACCAACUUCAAUGCUCACGUCAACUAAAUUUCGGGAUCAAUCAUCUCUCGGGUGGAAUAAAUAAGGGCGUAUACAAUUCUAUGUUACAUAUUUUCUUUUUACAUAUCACACUCAAUAGCAGGCUAUCGUAACCAC